Messenger RNA from Thlaspi arvense, 306 nucleotides. The record is from the annotation of a GenBank genome assembly. Lineage: Eukaryota; Viridiplantae; Streptophyta; Magnoliopsida; Brassicales; Brassicaceae.
AUGAUGCUAGAUGGUAGAAUAGUGGGUAUCAAGAAGUCCAAAGUUGUGGAUUCAAGUCAAGUCAAGCAAUUCAUCAAUGAAGUUGCCAUUUUGUCACAAAUUAAUCACCGAAAUGUGGUAAAUCUAUUAGGCUACUAUGUGGAGAUUGAAGUUCCAAUUCUUGUGUAUGAUUUUAUACAAAAUGGAACCCUUUUCCAUCAUAUUCAUCGCCAUCAUCAUGACCAAGACAAUGAAUCAUCACUCUCAUGGGACAAUCGCUUGCAAAUUGCAUCAGAAGUUACAGGGCACUCUCCUCCAUGCAUUUAG